Chrysochloris asiatica (Cape golden mole) is the source of this 2220-nucleotide messenger RNA. RefSeq names its product SCY1-like 3 (S. cerevisiae) (gene SCYL3). Bases 1 to 2220 code for a protein of 739 amino acids. Gene Ontology annotation, molecular function: ATP binding; protein kinase activity. Gene Ontology annotation, biological process: protein phosphorylation. The transcript is spliced from 13 exons. The record is from RefSeq and is a predicted model, not a curated record. NCBI's taxonomy places the organism in Eukaryota, Metazoa, Chordata, Mammalia, Afrosoricida, Chrysochloridae.
AUGGGAUCAGAGAACAGUGCUCUAAAAAGCUAUACACUGGAAGAGCCUCUGUUCACCUUACCUUCUGGACUUGCUGUGUAUCCGGCUGUACUGCAAGAUGGAAAGUUUGCUUCAGUGUUUGUGUACAAGAGAGAAAAUGAAGACAAGGUUAAUAAAGCUGCAAAGCACUUGAAGACACUACGCCACCCUUGCUUGCUAAGAUUUUUAUCUUGUACUGUGGAAGCAGAUGGCAUUCAUCUUGUUACUGAGCGAGUCCAGCCUCUGGCAGUGGCCUUGGAAUCGCUGUCUUCGGCAGAGGUCUGCGCAGGGAUCUAUGACAUACUGCUGGCACUUACCUUCCUUCAUGACAGAGGAAACCUAACACACAACAAUGUCUGCCUGUCAUCUGUGUUUGUGAGCGAAGAUGGGCAUUGGAAGCUAGGAGGCAUGGAAACAGUCUGUAAGGUUCCUGAAGCUACACCAGAGUUUCUGAGGAGUAUUCAGUCAGUAAGAGACCCAGCUUCUAUUCCUCCUGAAGAGAAGUCUCCAGACUUCACAGUUCUGCCAGAGUCCCAUGGACAUGCCCGGGAUGCCUAUGCCUUUGGAACACUGGUGGAAAGUUUGCUCACAAUCUUAAGGGAACAGGUUUCAGCGGAUGUUCUCUCCAGUUUUCAACAGACCUUGCACUCAACUUUGCUAAAUCCCAUCCCAAACUGUCGACCAGCGCUCUGCACCUUACUGUCCCAUGACUUCUUCAGAAAUGAUUUUCUAGAAAUUGUGAAUUUCUUGAAAAGUUUAACAUUGAAAAGUGAAGAGGAAAAAACUGAAUUUUUCAAGUUCUUGCUGGACCGAGUCAGCUGCUUAUCAGAGGAACUAAUAGCAUCACGGUUGGUGCCUCUUCUGCUUAAUCAGUUGGUGUUUGCAGAACCAGUAGCUGUUAAAAGUUUUCUUCCUCAUCUGCUUGGACCCAAAAAAGAUGACGUGCAGGGAGAAACCUCUUGCUUGCUGUCAUUGGCCCUGUUCCAGUCCCGGGUGAUCCCUGUGCUUCUGCAGCUGUUUGAGGUUCAUGAGGAACAUGUACGGCUGGUGCUGCUGUCUCACAUUGAGGCGUAUGUGGAGUACUUCACUCAGGAGCAGCUGAGGAAAGUCAUCUUGCCACAGGUAUUACUGGGCCUGCGGGACACCAGUGAUUCCAUUGUGGCGAUUACUCUCCAUAGCCUGGCAGUGCUGGUGUCUCUACUUGGACCCGAAGUAGUUGUGGGAGGAGAAAGAACCAAGAUCUUUAAACGUACUGCUCCAAGUUUUACUAAAACUGCUGACCUUUCCCCAGAAGAUUCUCCCACGCACGUCGUCUGCAGCCAGCACAGUCAGAUCUCGCCAAUCUUGGAGAAUCCCUCCUCUAGUCUCUUCCCUAAAUGUUUCUUUUCUGACAACUUACCCAUCAGCAGCAAGAAGCACAUACAGCAAGACUACUACAAUACUGUUUUACAGAAAGGUAAUCAGUUUUUUCAGCAUACUAAAUUUGCCAUGAAUGGAAUCCCAGAUGUAAAAAAUAUUUCAGAGAACAGUGAGAACUUACCUUCAAGUUCCAAAAAGUUGGAAGAGUGGCCUGAUUGGAGUGAACCUGAGGAGUCUGAAAGCAAAACUACCAACAUACAGAUUUGGCCGAGAGAGCCAUGCGAUGUUGCCAAGUCCCCAAUUACUGUGAAGGAGGAGUCCUGGGAUGACUCUGACCCCAGCAACAUAGAUACUAAAAUCAAUCUCAGAGGUGGAAUCCCUGCUACAAGACCUGUUACCUCACGAGAGCAAGAGCCCAUUCCUGCUUUGCUUUCACUCACUGAAGAGUCUGGGCCUUCGAAAUCAAGCCUGUCAUCAAAAGCCAGUCUUAAUCAAAAUGCAGAUGAUCCAAACCACAAUCCACCGAGAGUGUCAACACAAGAAAGGCCACUUAAAGUUCCGUCGGAACAUGGUUUAGGAGAGGAGUUUACCAUCCAGGUUAAAAAGAAACCAGUACAAGAUCCUGAGUUAGAUUGGUUUGCUGAUAUGAUCCCAGAAAUAAAACCUUCAACUGCUUUUCUUAUUUUACCUGAAAUGAGGACAGAAAUGAUGGUUCCCAACAAGGACGAGAUCUCACCAAUGAUGCAGUUUUCCUCAAAAUUUGCUGCAGAAGAAAUUACUGAGGGAGAGGCUGGUGGCUGGGGAGAAGAAGGGGAGCUGAACUGGGAAGAUAAUAACUGGUGA